AUGUCCUUUACAUCCGACCCCUCAAGAAGCAGCUUCAGGCGAUGCCAUUUAGGCGGCGGGGAUAACAGCGACGUCGAUUCAGGCAUUUCAAGGUCGGAAUCUUCCUUAGUGAAGAAGCUGCCUGAGUUGCUGAGGCGAGCUGUCGCCGAUUGCCUCUCCUCCACCGUUUCCUUUGAAGCUUCCGGAACUCUUCCAGUUGCUCUUGAAUUUCGUGUUGGAUACGGUGCAUGGUACAGGCCGCCCUAUGUACCACCCACGGUGACCAUCGUGUCUUGCUCAAAGCAAGUGAGAUCUCAUUUAUAUAUCAGCACCGAAUCAUGUAUAGUUACAGAAGGGUAUCAUUCAUACGCCAUCAUCGACGCAGAUCCACUGGAUAUUGAGGAUUUUUGCACCAUAACCAGGUCAAUAUUCGCAGCAGCUUAUUUAUGGGACCCUCGCAAGUUCUCCUACAACGACAUUCACAAUGCGAUGGCCGACGGGUUUAAUCUCAGCUACUCGCCUCCCCAGCUGGUCGCCCACCAUGUGAAGUCCGACACAUCUUAUUGGGGUGCGGCGCUAAAUGUUGCAAUGAAUACCGGUGCUGAUGCCGUUUUUAUCUUUGCUCACUUCUUGGCAGCAAAAUUCAUAUUCGGAGCUCCAUGUGUGUUGAUAAUUCUAAUUUAUAAGUGGAUGAGAAGGCACCAAGCAAUGGAUGCAAACAUCGAAAAAUUCCUACAAGCUCACAACAACUUUUUGCCCAUAAGGUACUCUUACUCAGAUAUCAAGAAGAUCACAAAAAAUUUCAAAUACAAGUUAGGUGAAGGGGGAUAUGGUUCCGUGUACAAAGGAAAGCUUAGGAGUGGCAAUGAAGUUGCAGUUAAGAUUUUGAAUAAACCAAAAUCUGAUGGCCUAGAUUUUAUAAGCGAAGUGGCCACAAUUGGAAGGAUCCACCACAUUAAUGUGGUAGAACUUGUUGGUUUUUGUUUUGAUUCUUCCAAACAAGCUCUUGUCUAUGAUUUCAUGGCGAAUGGAUCCUUGGAUAAGCAAAUUGUCUAUAAAGAUGGAGAAAAUUCUCUUGAUUAUAAGAAAAUGCAUGAGAUCUCUCUUGGCAUAGCUAGAGGCAUGGAGUAUUUACAUCGAGGAUGUGACAUGCAAAUUUUACACUUUGACAUCAAGCCUCACAAUAUUCUCCUAGACCAGAGUUUCACUCCGAAAGUUUCUAACUUUGGACUUGCAAGACUUUAUCCCACCGAUCGCAACACAGUAACGUUGACUACAGCAAGAGGAACCUUGGGAUAUAUGGCGCCCGAACUAUUCUAUAAGGACAUUGGUGGUGUUUCUUAUAAAGCUGAUGUUUAUAGUUUUGGGAUGAUGUUGAUGGAAAUGGCCGGCAGAAGGAGAAAUGUAAAUGACGUAGAGGAUUCAAGCAAAAUUUAUUUUCCUUUGUGGGUUUAUGAUCAACUCAGCAAAGCAAAGGAGGUUGAAACUGUAGAUUGCAUUGAAGAAGAGAGAGAGACAACGAGGAAGAUGAUAAUCGUUGCUCUUUGGUGCAUACAAUUGAGUCCUAAUGAUCGACCAUCGAUGAGCCGGGUCCUUAAUAUGCUAGAAGGAGAGAUCAAUGAACUACAACUUCCCCCAAAACCACUUCUAUAUCCGAUGGAGAUGGUGGUUGAUAAUGUUGAGACUGAGAUUGAACUUCAAACUCUCUCAUCUUCUUCAAGUGUUCCAACAAUUUCUAGUGGUCACCGCUAUGAGCACAAUAAUAAGAUUGCGGAAUCUUGUUUGGUGUGA
Messenger RNA from Eucalyptus grandis, 1770 nucleotides. RefSeq names its product rust resistance kinase Lr10-like. Gene Ontology annotation, biological process: protein phosphorylation. The transcript has 5 exons. The record is from RefSeq and is a predicted model, not a curated record. Lineage: Eukaryota; Viridiplantae; Streptophyta; Magnoliopsida; Myrtales; Myrtaceae. Gene Ontology annotation, molecular function: protein kinase activity; ATP binding. The coding region runs from base 1 to 1770 and encodes 589 amino acids.